GCUCAUGGAUGCAGACAUGUUGUUUGAUCAUCUUUGGUGGAGGGUAUGACCUUGGUUUUGAAGCAGCGCUGGGCAGGGAGGGAACCAGGCAGAUCCAGUCAUUUGUUUGUGCUGGAGGCUCAUACCUGGGCCUGUGUGCUGGAGCUUACUGGGCCUGCGACUCUAUUCUGUUUGAUAAAGGUGGUCCACUGGAGGUGACAGGCGAAAGGUUUCUUAAGUUUUUUCCAGGUAUGUGUAUUGGCCCAGCAUUCCCUGGUUUCCAGUAUGAGACUAAGGCUGGGGUCCAUGCAGUACCUGUCAGGUAUACAAGCGGCAGACACCUGGAUAAAGACAUCAGACACCUGAAUACAGACAUCGGACACCUGGAAACAGACAUCAGACACCUGGAAACAGACAUCAGACACCUGGAUACAGAUGUCAAACACCUGGAUGCAUACUCUGAAGGUGGAGGUUUUUUUAGACUUUAUAAUCAAUCCAGAGAUGGAUGUGUUCUGUCCGAAGACAGGAUUAGUACAGAUGGACUUACUUUCUCCAGUAUGGAUACAAUUAACACAAAAUAUGGUGUCUCAUGUAAAGACAGUUGUGCCAGCCACGUUGGCCUCACCAGCAGACCUCCAUUGGUGGAAAUCCUGGGGACGUACAGCAGCCUGGAGAACAAUUCUCCAGCCAUAGUUAGGUGUAGAGUUGGGCGUGGACUAGCUGUUCUGUCUGGAGUACAUAUUGAGUUCCCCUGUCAUCUUCUGGACCAUCAGAAUAUCUAUAUCAAACCUUGGAUGCCCUUGUUCCAGAGAAGUGAGGAUACUAGACUCUGUGUCUUCAAGGAUAUCCUGAGACAGCUCGGAGUUCAGACUGCCAUUUCAUGA
Molecule: messenger RNA, 863 nt
Organism: Candidula unifasciata
Lineage: Eukaryota; Metazoa; Mollusca; Gastropoda; Stylommatophora; Geomitridae
Source: the annotation of a GenBank genome assembly